Molecule: messenger RNA, 1106 nt
Organism: Zerene cesonia (dogface butterfly)
Lineage: Eukaryota; Metazoa; Arthropoda; Insecta; Lepidoptera; Pieridae
Gene: Tsen34
Product: tRNA-splicing endonuclease subunit Sen34
Exons: 7
Coding region: 168-1013 (281 amino acids)
Biological process (GO): tRNA splicing, via endonucleolytic cleavage and ligation; tRNA-type intron splice site recognition and cleavage
Cellular component (GO): tRNA-intron endonuclease complex
Molecular function (GO): nucleic acid binding; tRNA-intron lyase activity
Source: RefSeq, a predicted model, not a curated record
GAGUUGGUGACAUUGCCCCAGAGCUAAUCUCUGCCACAGAAUACUUUUAUAUAAGCAACUAGUUCUUACUUUUUACUUCUUAGUCUGUGUGUUUUUAGUAGGUGCCGACAGGAGUGAAGAAAUUGCGAAAUUUGAUUAUUUGAGUUUGCCGUUAUAAUAUUCUAUAAAUGAUUUCAUUAUAUUUAGAAAACGGGGUUGCGUAUGUAUGGAAUUCAGAAGACUGGUACGUUCUGCGAACAAAACAUCGAAUAUGCGGCUCACUUAUUGGAUCUUUACCGUCAUUCCCUAGACAAAAUGAUUUCCAAGGUCUACCAAUGGCACUUAUGUCUGAGGAAGCAGCGUUGCUAAUAAAUGAAGGUAUUUGUGAACUGUAUGAUACACCCAAUAUAACAGAGAAAGUGUCUAAUGAAAUGAAGCAACAGGUGGACGAAAUUGAGAACAGGGUCACCAAUGAACAGAUGGAGGCGUUGAAAAAAAGGAAAAUUGAACAGAUAUCACAAAAAAUUGAUAUAAUUUUGACUGGUAAAAGACAAAAACUGUUAUCAAAGGGGAUUGUUGAUAUAGAAUUAGAUAAAAAUAUUUUAUUGCAGGAAGAAAUAAAUAAGGUACCAAAUGUGGCUCCAUCUAACUUAUUAAUUCAUUUACAUACAGAACAUUACUAUGAUUUAGGAAAAACCAGGGUAUCAGUUGAUGCACUAAUUCCAAGUAUAACAAAAAAUAAAGGAAAAAUUAAGUAUGCAGUGUUUAAAGACUUAUGGAAGAAAGGAUUUUAUAUAACAAAUGGCUCAAAAUUUGGUUCAGACUAUUUAAUUUACCCUGGUGAUCCAGUAAGGUUCCAUGCUACCUACAUGCUAAGAUGCACUGAUGUUGAAACUACUUUUCGAGCUGCAAGCUUAGUUGCAUUUGGACGUUUAUCUGUAGCAGUUAAUAAAUUGGCUGUACUAGCAUAUUUCAAUGGAUUGAAUGAAAUUGAAUAUCAGACAUUGCAGUGGCAUGAUAGUGUUAAUGUGUAAUCACUUACUUUGUUAUAUUAUAUUGUAUAAGGAUUUUUAAUAGAUGUAUAUAUAACAGUUUUUUAUUAAAUAAAAUUUUUAACAUUUCCUACA